This is a messenger RNA of Physcomitrium patens, 1824 nucleotides long. RefSeq lists its product as uncharacterized. The record is from RefSeq and is a predicted model, not a curated record. NCBI's taxonomy places the organism in Eukaryota, Viridiplantae, Streptophyta, Bryopsida, Funariales, Funariaceae.
UUUUUUUCCCUGAGGAUGCAAUAUAUCAAUAGCAUUCCAGUAUCUGCCAAUCAUCAGAUCAGCUGCUGUCUGUGCAGCGGGGUUGCUCACAAGCAUGGCGAUGGAGAGGACCCUGCUUCUGCAAGUGACGCUGCUUUGUUCGGUCCUGUUUGCCUCGUAUGUGGAAGCGCAAUACCCAGGAUGCGAGAAAGAAAGCACAUUACCAUCCAAUGUUUGCUACUGGUCUCAAGGCACUCUGGUGGGAAAAAUCCCCCCCGGACCAUGUAAACCUGAUUGCGAAUUCGUGAUUCGCCAGCCCGAAUUUUUGAAAGUUAUUGGUUCGUCACCGAAGGUGAGGGUGUUGGUUAGGACUCCAGCUCUCGAAGGUGGAGUGUACUAUCCUGACAAAGACGAGUUCUACUUCUCCACUGUGAGAUUUAACGAGAGCCAAUUCAAGCAGCCAUCGAUAGAUGUGAAGAAGGUGAACCUAAGGACGCGCCAGAUCACAUCCAUACUUAAAAAUAAUCCCCCGCUUGGCCCUUUACAAGCACUUCCUUGUGGAAUGGCACUCGACAACAAUGGCCACUUGAUUGUAGCCUUCCAAGGAUCAAACAUCAUCCCGGGCUCUAUCAAGAAGUACAAUCUGUCAUCUACAGCCGAGGAUAAGCUUAUCAAAAAUAUGGCAGACAAUUGGUUUUCAAUGCCUUUCAAUAGUCCUAACGAUGUCGUUGUGAAGAGUGAUGGCUCGAUCUGGUUCACCGAUCCCAGCUAUGCCAGAGCACAGGGAUUGAAGACUACCUCGUCUGUGAAGAACAUGGUUUACAAGAUUGGAUUGGAUGGCUUUGUGGACGUGGUCGCCAAUGGAUUCUCCCAGCCUAAUGGACUAGCAUUCUCCCCUGAUGAAAAGCGUCUCUACGUCACCGAUACGGGAUAUGACACUGGACGACCGGGAGAGUUCGACAUCAUGCAGCCACACACGGUGAUAGUGUUCGAUGUCGGUAGAGAUGGACUUCUGGGCAACCGGCGGUUAUUCGCAUCAGUUGGCACUUACAUAAAUUUCGGGGGCGAACUUGACAUCCCUAACGGCAUCAAAGUUGACACUAAUGGGCGAGUUUACGUGGCCAGUAGAGAUGGAGUGCAGAUCUUCAGUCGCUCAGGACGACCCCUGGGUCUCAUCAAGCUGCUAGGUGCGUCUAACAUUGGAUUCGGAGGGAAGAAGCUCGACACCCUGUACAUGCUUGACGGCAAAUCAAUCUCCUACAUCAAACUCCAGGCCAAAGGUGCUGGACUCAAGUACGCUACCAAGUCCAGUUUCUAAACCAAGAGAUGGGUGUUGCUUCUAGCUUUAGACACAGAGAUUCAGCCUACUAACCGAGAGCUUGAAUCGUGGAGGAGCUAUUACAGUGAAGGAGCUAUUUCAGUGGUCGUGCUCCUUCACUAGCUAACACGUUUUAACCAGCUCUGUGAAUGCAUAAAGUUGGAUUCUCAUGGCCAAUCCACUUUUGUAAGAGCUGAGGUACUAUGGAUGAAACCCAAAUACCAUAGAUUGAGCUCAAUCAUCUUAGCUUAGUACACUACCUGCUAUGUUUGGCAUGGGCAACUCAGCAGCUUGAGAAGAUUAUGGUAGUGAUCAGAUGCCUUGAAGAUAGUUUGUUCGCCUAUGCACGACUCAAUUUUUGAUUCAGAAACUGCAUCUAAAAUCCUAUCCACUUGCUAAACAUUCCAUUCAACUCAGUUUUCAAGGUCCCCUAAAUUUUACUUGUUGAAUAGUAUCAAGGCCAUUGUCUGGUAAGACUCGCAGUGUAAUUGCAACUCCUGAUUCCAUACAGAUCAUGGUUCGUUUGA